Molecule: messenger RNA, 2124 nt
Organism: Colletotrichum higginsianum IMI 349063
Lineage: Eukaryota; Fungi; Ascomycota; Sordariomycetes; Glomerellales; Glomerellaceae
Exons: 2
Coding region: 1-2124 (707 amino acids)
Source: RefSeq, a predicted model, not a curated record
AUGCUUCACUACUUUACGCCUAGCACCUGUUCCGACACUGUCCUGGAUGCUGCUGACGCUGCACUCUCUGCGCAAUGUGCGAAGCAGCAGGCCAUGCCACACCCUCAGACCAAGUGUUUACCUGUACCACUAGCUGUCGACACCAUCGCUACCCAGCCGGUGAACAGUCUGUCUCCACCGGUCCAUAGAGAUCGGCCUUCUUCCCUGCCUGACGAGGUCAGGACUGGCAGGUACAAGCCUGCCACCAGCGCCAGCCAGGCUUCUCCCUCCGUCGUUUCCCCGUCCUCCCCUAGAUUCCGCCAUCAAUCUGCCAACAAGGCCGAUACUUGGUUCGUGCGUCAUCCCUACUACAACAAACACAACCCAUGCAAAGACCUAACCAGCCACAAGGUCCUAUUCUCUUUCGCCCUCGACUCCACCGAGUCUCAUGCCGGUUACUGGCGACAGGCCCAGUCGAUUCCAGCCCCGGGCACUCCUGUUCCCCAACGCGUAUUGCAGAGCGUUCAAGGUACAGCAGGACAUGCCGUCAGGGCCGUCUCAGCUAGGAUACUAGACGGCUGCUCCCCACCAGCGCCCACAGCGCACCUUUCGCACAACCAAGGCCGCCCCCCUAUCCCUGUAAAGCGUCUUUACACGCUCCAGCGUAAUGCAGUAUGGCGUCCACUUAUUGACAGGUGGUGUCUCUAUCGGCUUGCUGAGAGCAGCUUCAAUAUAUCGAGAUGGGAAUGGAUGGCCGUCAGCCGUGUCGACGACUUUUGGAUCCCAUGGAUCGAAGAGACAAUGUUGUUCAUCCGCGCCGUGCAAGCCAGUUGCUGCCCAGAGUUCAAUCCCACCCAGGAGGCCUGGGAAUGGCUUCGCCAAGUUACCCAAGGCCUGCCGUCACGCUCUGGUGAGGAGCCAGAUGUUGCUGCCAACGUUGGGACGGCGGACGCCUCUAGACAUCGUCAAGUCCUCCAGUACUGCGUAUCCGAGGCCGCGUCCCUAAUGCCAGAUAUCAACCGCUGUUUAAACGAGAAGAAGCACGAUGUCGACGUGCUCUCGAAGGUGAUGCACCACAUCAGCUUUUGGGCUGUCUCUUCCAGCAACAACAGGCAAGAGACAGCCCUCCCAACAUCAACCUAUCGGCAACGACUUGUGCCGCUGCUUACAGCAGUCAUCGUCCAGCUUCGUAACAACCCUUCCCAAGGCCCGCCUACUUUAUCCGCCUUUUGCAGCAAGCUAGGCCUCCCGCUGGAAGAGUCGUCUACAGCAGGAGCUGUCAGCUGCAGUUGCAAAACACUAAGCUGCAGCUACCCACACGCCAUACCCCUACAGUAUUAUCAAAGUCUCCUUCGACAACCAGCGCGUCUACCCAACAACCGCCUAGCAGAGGUGUCGUCUAUUGAGUUCCAGAACGACGUGUGGCGCACGGUCAGCAGGUCUAUGUCCCAGUGGAGGACGCCUGAGAUGCAAAAGACGCUCUUAUCCGUGGCUGGGGUUGGGAGUCCUGAGUACAUGGCCCGCUUCCAGCCCGACAGCCCGUGGGUGCAGGUCUGCAACGUCGUGCGGCGAUGGUUCGGCAAUCAAUCUCAACUCGUCUCUUUCGCCCUGCGUAAUGUAGACGAAGAAGACAAGGAAAUCGCAGCCCCUGCACUGCUUCCGCUUACCCCGCCGUGGAAGAGCGUUGUUCUCCGCCGCAUCAUACGCAUACGUCCCGAGUACCGGCCCCCAUACAACCAGGUGCCCCCCUUUGUUGUUGCUGGGUUUACUGCUCUAGAAAACCGAAGCCUUAAGAACGACAAGUUCGACAAGACUGCUGCCCAUUACCGCCUUGCGCGCAGUGUACUUGACGACCUGAUAGCCACCCGUCCCAAGGUGGCCGACAUCCUCCUACUCACCGCCCUCGUUUUUGGGCAUGCCACCUGCACGCCCUUUGUCAGGCCAGGCCUUGCCACAUUUGAGCCGUCAACAAAGGCACCCCGUUCCGGCUGUGAGCGUACUGCUGCCCUGCUUACUAGGAUACUCUGGUUUGUCGCGCCAGUACGCUUUGAGGCAGGAGAGGCCGCCGGACGGAUUCGGCACCGGACAUCUCUAUUCCGCUCAGCUGGUAUAAGACAUCCCCUCCUUCCCCCCUACUUUUCGUAG